Molecule: messenger RNA, 3066 nt
Organism: Prorocentrum cordatum
Lineage: Eukaryota; Dinophyceae; Prorocentrales; Prorocentraceae
Source: the annotation of a GenBank genome assembly
AUGUGGGCGCCGGCCCUGCUCCUCCCGCUCCUCGCCGCGCCGGCCCUUGCGGGCGGCAGCGGCGGCGCGGGGGCCGCCUGCGCCGAGGGCGAGGAGGAGGAGGCGCACGCCCUGCUGCAGACUGCCGGGCAGAGCGGUGGCCGCCCCGCGGCGGCGCCAGGCGGUGCCGAGAGGGUCUCGGAGGCCGCUCAUGCGUGGCCGCGGGCCGGCCCGCCGCGGGCGGAGAGGGCCGUCGACUCGGCCGACAACCUCGUCAAGAGGCUCGUGAAGGAUAAUCGCGUCUUGCAGGAACAGCUAGAGGAGCUCCAGGCGAUCGUCGGUGACGACUCCGAGCUGUCGGUGCGGCUCCUGCUUGUGGCCCCUGUGCUCGCGGCGGCGAUUGCGGGAAGAGCGCCGAGCAAGCUGCAGAUUGCGCGGCGGAGCACGGCCUCGCAUUGUUUCCACGUCCAGGUGGAAACCACGGAGCAGGUCAAGGCGGCAGAUGCUGUGCUGCCUUCGGAGGAAGAGCUGGACUCGGAAGUGCAGGUCGUCGAUAUUGCCCCGCCUUGGUGCGUCAUGCUGUGCUUUUGCGGCGCCACUGUCUUCCAGAGCGCGGCGACCGUGGAGACGGGUCAGGCCGAGAUCGAGACGGCGGCGCCUUGGGCGCCGAAUCCGGCGGCUCCGCCUUUCACCCUUCUCGAGGCCAUGCACGCGCAGACCAUGAGCUUCGGCAUGCGCUCGCGGUCGCGCGGGCAGCCUUGCGUGCGGCGCCGUGCGAAGCUGGACGAAGCGUUCCGCUGCCAGCGUUGGGAGGCGAGCGCCGAGCGGGCUCGCUUGCUUGCCGACGCUGGCGCCAUGCGAGGCGGCGCGGCGUCUGGCGACAUCGGGCCCCCGCGGGGGAUGACUGCCCAGCGGGUCGCGGUGCCGUCGGGGCUGACGGACGUCCACAUGCUGUUCCUCGAGCUCGGGGCGGCGACGGCGGCCGCAGUGACGGGGCAGGUUUGCGCUAACAGUUCGCUUUCUCCGCCGUGGAGCUCGGAACAGAGUAUGUUGUCCCCCGCUUUCCUGCUCUUCGUCGCGUAUGGCGUCAAUGUCGACGCGCUCGGCUUCGAGGCGGAACCCGCCGCGCUGCUGCUGCGCUGCCCGCUGUGCCGGGCGGAGGGCCCCGCGGCGCCGCAGGCCCUGCGCCUGGACACCCUGCUCGGGCGCCUCGGCCGACGCCUCUCCCCGCAGGGAGAGGCGCUCUUCACCAAGGACCUGGCUCAGACGGACUCCGAGGGCCCCGAGGCGGACCAGGAUGCCGUCACGCGCGCGCGCCGCAGCGGCGCUUCUGGUCAGGGAGACAAGGGCGGCAAGGGUGGCAAGAGCUUCCCCUCGGCGGCCGCCCUCGAGCGCGAGAUCGCGCUGUUCGACGGUGGCGGCUCGAAGAAUGAGAUGCGCUGGUCUCGCUGCAAGCAUUGUGGCUCUCAGUGGACCCCGUUCCAGCCAUGCACGCCCUCCUCCUUCGGCACGCCUGGUGGAGUCUGGUCCGCUGGCUUCUGCGGCAACCUGCCGUACUCCCCAUUUGCUGCUGCUCAAGGGCCUCCAGGCACCUUCGCGCCCGGCGACAAUGGUGGUGGUAAAGGUGGCAAGUCGCCAGGCGGUCCAGCCAAGCCAGAGACCCUUCUUUCUCGAGAAGAGCAUGCGUCUUUGGCGGAGCUGCUGGCCAAGUCUGGCGACGCGCUGGGAGCGGCUAAGCAUCGUGAGUUGGCCAAGCCACCACCUGUGGCCAAGGAGCCCACCCUGCAGCACCAGGUCUCCAUGGCCCACAGCAAGCUGCGAGGCCUCGAGCGGAAGUUGCAGGGCGCUGUUCAGAGGUACGAGGAGUGGUCGGCGCAGAUGGUGGAGCAGCGUGCUUUGGUCACCAAGUUCACUGAGGAGUGCGAGCAGGCCGACGUUGAGCAUCGUCGACUUGUGGCCGCACUUCAUGCCCAGACGUCAGCGGCCGACAUGCAGAAGGUGCCAGAGGACAAGGCCGUGCCAUGUUCGCUGUCUUCGAUCAUGGACGGGUCCUUCACGGACAAGCUGGUCAUCGACCCCUCGGAGCUGCUUGGUGGCGUCGAGGAUUUCGAGCUCUCGGAGGCCGACAAGGAGGAGCUCGAGAAGAGGGGCAACCAGCUGCGAGAAGGCAUCCAAAAGUUGGCACAGCGUCUGUUCGCGCAGGCCUCCGAGACUGCCAAGAAGAUCCAGGUGCAGCUCCUGGCGCUGAUGGAGGUGGAGAUGCUGAGACAGCCGCAGCCGACUCUGCCACUGGUCCUGCGGCAGCAGCAGCGCAGCCUCCAGAGGUGGAUGCUGAAGCUACCGCUUCUGCUGCUCUACGUCAGCGGGCCGCCAAGAUCAUUCAGCAUGGGCAGCCUGAACAAGACCCUCCCCCUGCUGUCGCGUGCUGGCAAGCAGAGCCCGCACCCGCUGAAGCUGCAGUCGACGCUCGCCCUCGUGGGUACCUUCAGCCUGCUGCUGACGGCCUCUGGAGGCCACUGCUCGGCCCUUCUGGACAGUCUUGAGAUUUGCAUCCACACGGUGAAUUGCAACCGAUGGUCGACCAUGAAGGAGCUCAUGGCCAAGACUCCUGCGCACAUUAUCUGGUGCCAGGAGCACAGGCUGAGCCCCGUGUUGCGGGACCUGCGCUCCGGCGACGUUGGGGUGAGGCUCACCGCCCUGACCGAACUGUCUGAGCAGCUGAGUUUCAGCUCCGAGGAGUCGCUGCAGUCGUUCCCGUUCGACACGUGCAUCCCCGCGCUCAUCGGCCUCCUGGAGAAUCCCGGCGGCGGCGACGAGAUCUCCGCCCAGGUCAUGCUCCUGAGCUGCCGCUGCAUCUUCAGCAUCAUCGACAUCGUCCCCUCCACCGCGCGGAGCAUCGUGGCGGCCGGGGGCCUGCCGGUGCUGUGUGCGAACUUGCUGAACGUCGAGUACAUAGACGUGGCCGAGCGGGCCAUCGCCAUCAUCGAGCUCGUCUCGGAGGACCAGCCCCUGCAGGUGCUCAAGGCCGGCGGCCUGCAGGCCAUCCUUACCUUCCUGGACUUCUUCCAGAUCUCGACGCAGCGGCAG